GAGUGGAAUCAGUCCUUGUUGCAUUGAGAAAAUGGCAGAGCUGCCCAUUGUGCUCGGAUCGUCGUCCAAGUGGCGCCAGCGCGUCUUCCGAGAGCAUGGCUACACAUUCACCACCAUGACUGCAGACAUUGACGAGAAGGCGGUCAACGCUGGCGCUGGCGAUCGGUCCAAGGCAGACCCUCGCGCACUCACGCUCGCGGUUGCUGGAGCCAAAGCUGCCGCCAUUCUGCCGAAGCUCACAACACCAUGCUUGCUGAUUACGUCCGACCAAGUCGUCGCGUACCAAGGCACGAUUCGCGAGAAGCCUGAAACAGCUGAGGAGUGCCGCCGAUUCCUCAAAUGCUACGAAACCACUCCCGCUGUGACUUGUGCAGCAAUUGUCGUCACAAACACGCUGACUGGACAAGUGUAUCAGGACGUGAGUUUCGCAAGCCAACUCUUCCAUCCCAUCCCCGACGACGUAAUCACCCGCACAAUCGAGCGCGGAGACAUCAUGUCGUGCUGUGGCGGCUUCAUGAUUGACGAUGUCGAGCUCAAGCAGUAUCUCAGCGUCCGUGAAGGGACUGAGGAUUCCAUCAUGGGAUUGCCAAUGGAUCUUGUACAGCGGCUGCUUGACGAAGCACGCCGUGGAUAAAAGGCUGCCCAUGUCUUUGUUUCAACUAAAAUUUCAAAAGUCCCAUACAAAAUCUGACGCUGUGU
Molecule: messenger RNA, 699 nt
Organism: Capsaspora owczarzaki ATCC 30864
Lineage: Eukaryota; Filasterea; Ministeriida; Capsasporidae
Product: maf-like protein
Exons: 6
Coding region: 32-634 (200 amino acids)
Molecular function (GO): nucleoside triphosphate diphosphatase activity
Source: RefSeq, a predicted model, not a curated record